This is a messenger RNA of Theobroma cacao (cacao), 1472 nucleotides long. The record is from RefSeq and is a predicted model, not a curated record. NCBI's taxonomy places the organism in Eukaryota, Viridiplantae, Streptophyta, Magnoliopsida, Malvales, Malvaceae.
UCUCUCCGCCACUCUUCCACUGUUUGGGUUCUGACAAUAGCACCGCCUCUCUCGUCCAACUUUCAAGUUACGUUGGUCUCUUCCAUAGUCCAGUUAUGGUUCGUUUGUGUUUGAGAAGAGAUGCUGAACGACGAAAAAGGCUACUAGCUAUGUUUAAAUUUUAUAUGGAGAUUUGUCGUGCUGUUAGUUCAUUCUUGACUUUAUUGUCAGCAGCGUCAACUUUAUGUACUUAUAGGCCAAGAGUAAGAUCUUAUACAUUAGAUUUUGCUGCAAAUCGAGAAUAUGUGAGGCGACUUGUGUAUGAUAAUGAUAUUUCAUGUAUUUCACAAAUUAGGAUGAAUAGAGAAGCCUUUUUUAAAUUAUGUGAAAUGUUAGAAAGUAUUGGAGGGUUGAAGUCAACAAAGAAUAUACUUGUAGAUGAGCAAGUAGCAAUAUUCUUACAUAUUAUUGCUCAUCAUGUUAAGAAUCGAGUAAUUAGUUUAAAUUUUAGAAGGUCGGGUGAGUCAAUUAGUCGGCACUUUCAUAAUGUUUUAAAUGCAGUCCUGAAAUUGCAAGAACAUUUGUUUAGAAAACCUGAGCCCAUUCCAACAAACUCAACAGACAAUCGGUGGAAGUGGUUUAAGAAUUGUUUAGGUGCUCUAGAUGGGACAUACAUCAGAGUUAAGGUGCCAAGUGCAGAUAAACCUAGAUAUCGCACUCGUAAAGGGGAUAUUGCAACAAAUAUGUUAGGUGUAUGUACACCUGACAUGCAAUUUGUCUUUGUUCUUCCUGGUUGGGAAGGGUCUGUAGCUGAUAGCAGAGUUCUUCGAGAUGCACUAAGGAGAAGAAAUGGACUUAAAGUGCCUCAUGGUUGUUACUAUCUAGUUGAUGCGGGCUAUACAAAUUGUGAGGGUUUUCUUGCACCUUUUAGGGGUCAACGAUAUCAUUUAAAUGAAUGGCGUCAAGGCCAUGAACCAAGCAGUCCUGAAGAAUUUUUUAAUAUGAAACAUGCUGCUGCUCGCAAUGUUAUAGAAAGAUGUUUUGGAUUAUUAAAAAUGAGGUGGGGUAUCCUUAGGAGUCUAUCAUUUUAUCCGAUUAGGAUACAUAAUCGGAUUAUUAUAGCUUGUUGUUUGCUUCAUAAUUUCAUUAGGAGGGAGAUGAGUUUUGACCCUAUUGAAGUGGAUUUAGGAGAAUAUGUUGAAACCAACACAGCAGUUGAUGAGGAUUUUAUAAGUACUAUUGAUCCUACUGAUGUUUGGGGUAAUUUCAGAAUGGAAUUAGCAAAUCAGAUGUUCAAUGAAUGGCAAGCAUCUAGGCAAAAUGAUGAUUGACAUUUGUUAGGCAUAUUGAUACUGAAGGACUGUUGCUGGGUUUCUUUCCUCAGUUAAAUUCAAGUUGUACUUUUUUUUAAUUUGUUUUUAAUGUCUUAUUAUUUUAUCAAUUGUUGUUGUUAAUUGUGUUGUUUAUAUUGUACUUUUUAUCAUGUGAAUAAA